UCUUUGAUUUCGUAACCCAGUGGAUUUCCAAGGCCAUUGCUGGAUUUGAGCCCAAAAUCAUUUGAAAAAAAACCAUGGAUGCCGCUUUUGGGAGAUCAUUGUCUCCAACUUUCAUCGCAUCCAAUGUCAUCCCUGAUGUUGAACUGACGGGAUAUGUUGGAGCAAACCCAAAACUCCAGGUUGCAGCUUCCAAGAAGCUUGUUGCAGGCCUUUUGGCUGUGGAGUCUGGCCAAGCAGCAGUCAUCCGAGGACGGUUAUACGAGUAUGCCUUUACCAGGUUGCACCCAUACGGGAUAGCUGUGUCAGAGUUCACAAAUCGCAUUUCAGAUCCAAGGAACAAGCUUGGGCAUGAAGGUAUAGAAGAUGAAUACCUUGUAGUUCCGAAAAAGUUGGGAGCAGAGGAUCAAAUUGGAGGCAAUGUUCUUGCUGGAGAUGAGUACUCAGUGGAAUAUACAAGGACAGCUGAAGAGAUACUGAGAGUUGGGUAUUGUUGUGGUAAUGAAAGUAUUACAGGAGGGUUCUACCCAAAGGGAGCUGAUGGUCGAAUUGCUAAAUCCCAUCUAUAACAUUGCUAAAGCUUGCUAGCAGAAAUAAUAGCGAGUAAUUCUGUAUUUUCAGCUCUAAUUCAAUGUCCAGCUUUCAAUUUCUUGUUAUCACCAUAAUAAAAUUAACUUUAAUUGAAAAUAUAUUUGUAUUUUUUAUUUCCUUUCUGUGUGUGUGGGUGUCU
Messenger RNA from Populus euphratica (Euphrates poplar), 727 nucleotides. Its product is annotated as desiccation-related protein PCC13-62-like. The transcript has 2 exons. The record is from RefSeq and is a predicted model, not a curated record. Lineage: Eukaryota; Viridiplantae; Streptophyta; Magnoliopsida; Malpighiales; Salicaceae. Bases 75 to 566 code for a protein of 163 amino acids.